AUGUGGUUCCUCGUGCUCCUCUGUGCUGCCUCUGCUCUCUGCCAGGGCGUCACCAGGCUGCCCUUGGAAAGGGGGAAGAAGCUGAGAGAUGUCCUCAGGGAGAAGGAUUUGCUGCACCAGUUCUUCCAGCAUCACCACUACGACAUCGGCACCAAAUUCCCGCAUGCUUUUCCCAAUGGAACCAGGGUUGCCACUGAGCCUCUGCUGAACACCCUCGACGUGGAAUACUACGGCACCAUCUCCAUCGGCACCCCCCCUCAGGAUUUCAGCGUGGUCUUCGACACCGGCUCCUCCGACCUCUGGGUCCCCUCUGUGUCCUGCCCCAGCCUGGCUUGCCAAACCCACCAGGUGUUUGACCCCUCUCAGUCCUCCACCUACAAGAGCACGGGGCUGAGCCUGUCCAUCCGCUACGGCACGGGCGAGAUGGAGGGGAUCGUGGGCUCCGACACCGUCACCGUGGCCUCUCUGGUGGACACCAACCAGCUCUUCGGCUUGAGCACCGCCGAGCCCGGCCGGUUCUUCGUCGACGUCCAAUUCGAUGGGAUCCUGGGCUUGGGAUACCCAAACCUGGCUGCUGAUGGCAUCACGCCGGUCUUUGAUAACCUGGUGAACCAGAGCUUGCUGCAGGAGAACCUCUUCUCUGUCUACCUGUCCCAUGAGGCAGCAGGGAGCGUGGUCAUCUGGGGCAUCGAUGAGUCCUAUUUCACUGGCCCCAUCAACUGGAUCCCUGUCUCUUACCAGGGCUACUGGCAGAUCUCCAUGGACAGCAUCAUUGUGAACAGCCAGGAGGUCGCGUGCGCCGGUGGCUGCCAGGCCAUCAUCGACACCGGCACUUCCCUCGUGGCCGGGCCACCCUCGGGCAUCAGGAACAUCCAGAGUGCAGUUGGGGCCAGGCAGGGCGAGUAUGGAGAGCACAGCGUGAACUGCAGCUCCAUCCCUGCCAUGCCCGAUGUCAUCUUUGUCAUCGAUGGGGUCCAGUACCCCCUGUCUGCCGUGGCCUACACCGAGCAGCAGAACCAAGAAUCUUGCAUGAGCAGCUUCCAGGACACCUCUGGGGACCUCUGGAUCUUGGGAGACGUCUUCAUCAGGGUGUACUACAGCAUCUUUGACCGGGCCAACAACCGCGUUGGGCUGGCCAAGGCUGUUUAGAUCCACCACGAUGGGAGUGGUGCUGGGGUUUUGUCCACACCCAGACCCCGACCACGGC
This is a messenger RNA of Vidua chalybeata, 1207 nucleotides long. Its product is annotated as embryonic pepsinogen-like. NCBI's taxonomy places the organism in Eukaryota, Metazoa, Chordata, Aves, Passeriformes, Viduidae. Gene Ontology annotation, molecular function: aspartic-type endopeptidase activity. Gene Ontology annotation, biological process: proteolysis. The record is from RefSeq and is a predicted model, not a curated record.